Molecule: messenger RNA, 4886 nt
Organism: Micropterus salmoides (largemouth bass)
Lineage: Eukaryota; Metazoa; Chordata; Actinopteri; Centrarchiformes; Centrarchidae
Gene: senp7
Product: SUMO specific peptidase 7
Exons: 23
Coding region: 212-3403 (1063 amino acids)
Biological process (GO): protein desumoylation
Cellular component (GO): cytoplasm; nucleus
Molecular function (GO): SUMO-specific endopeptidase activity
Source: RefSeq, a predicted model, not a curated record
UGCACUUCCGGUGUUCACCGGAUGUUGCUAACGGUUGUUAAAGCUCCCGUGGAGAAGCAAAGAGAAACCGAAAUGUGUGUAUAAUGUGUUUGCAAGGUGCUGGUGGAAACGUUCGUAGGAAUAGUUGUCUUUAUUCUCCUUUAAUUCUCUCUUUAUAUAAAGGGAAGUCCUGGUUUAAGUGUUCUUGCUGUGCCUUAGCAAAUCGUGGACCAUGAUGGAGCAAAGAAGAGCCUUAACUAUUCCAUUUCCUGUUGACAAGGAUAACUUGAUGGAAAACCCAUUCACAAUCCCCAUGCCAUGUCUUUCAUCACAGUGUGGGAAGUUAGAAAGACAGGUUUCCUGGACUGCAUUUGCAGGUUGCAAUUUGAAACAUCGUGAGUCACAGCAUACCAACGGUUCCAAGCUGUUGGAUCACAACCUUAUUGUCAUGGACCCAUUGGAAAUGGCCAGGGGGAAGCCCUAUCUGAUCCUGUCAGAUGUCCUAAAGACGGAAGAGGGCAAGGCUUAUAUGGAAAGGAUAAAACAGAGGCACACAUUGAGAAAUCGUAGACAAGUUACAUGUACACGGAGGGACAGUGGUCAGUGCGGAGAGGAAACCCCGAUCUGCAGAGAGACAAGGUCGAGUCGGAAGCAGGCCAAGAAUGAUAAAAACAAAAGUGUAACCCCUAAACGGAACCAGAAGACCACCCCCUCAUCCUCUGGAAGGUCAAGACUCAGGAGAAGGUUGCAAAAUGUUGAUGACGAAGUGGACAAAGAAGAAAAAGACAUCGAGGAGGUCAUAAUAGGCACGGAAAAUGGAGAGGACUACAAAUUCUCUGAAGUCGUAGAUUGUGGGUUGUCAGUAAGCUGGGAGCCUGCCGAGGAUGCAGGAGGCUGCAAUGAGUUCUCCCCAGCUAACAUCAAGGACGGGUUGACUGAUUCAGAAAAAGAAGUACAAAACAGUUUGAAGAGGAAAAGAAAAGACACAGAGUUCCAUUGCAACGGAACGGACAGCCCCAAACGCCACCGUGAGAGUGUGCUUCGCCUCACUGGAGAAGAUGGAAGAGAUGGAGGACCAGCCCCUACACGUGUUUGUUUGGAAGAAAGUGGAGACGACGUAGAUUUUGACAGCCUGGACCGUACCAUUGUACAGUUCACAGUGGGAGCAGAUGAUCAAACAGACGUUCUGGUCCCAAUCAACAGUCCUGAUUUGGAGGCUGGAGACUUUAUUGGUACCCCCAGACGAAGUCCACCGUCUAGCCAUGACAGUACAACCAAUAUCCUCCCCUCCGAACCCAUUGUGCUGUCCAGUGAUGAGGAUGAGGAGAGCGCUGAUGGUCCUCAGCACUGCAGCCCAGCCGCAGUCCAUACACUGGUCACUUUGCAAGACACCGUAAUACAGGGACAAUCCCCACGGGACCCUGUGGCCAAACAGCAAGAAUCCUCUUACCUACAGGACAUGCAGGUGUUGCAUCUAGUUGUAGAUCUUCCUCUCACCCCCAGUCAAGACUUCUCAAGCAUGGGCGUGGCCUUCUACACCCUACACUGUGGCGGUUACCACGGGAAAGCGAAUGGAGACAUCACGAUAACAGAACAAAAAAUCAUCAUCCCAGUGAAAGACACUAAUGAAGAGGUGCAUGUGAUGGUAACCUUUGAGCGUAAAGAGCUGAGGAGGUACAGUGUUUGGGAACAGCAGGAACUGGAAGCCCAGGAGCUUCACUUUAAGGGCGAGGAGGAGCCUAUCCCUGCUGCUGUCCUUCUGUUUUGUGUGUCAGAAACUGCGGCAGCUGCUGUGCAGCGGGACCUCCUCAAUCUGUAUGCCAAACAAGAUGGAGCCAUGAACACUGGCAAGGCGAGCCCCUUCAUCUUGCUAACUCUGAGAGAUCCUCUGGAGGGAAUGGAGGGGGCUUUGUUGCGCUCCUUCCUGGACAUUGACUGUCUGAACAGUCUUGCAGAUGAAAAAUCCAUUGUUCCCCAUCAUACAGACCUACUUUGUGGUCUGGAAGACAUCCACACUCCUGUUCUUUCCCUGGAUGAAAGCAUUGAGCUGAUUAAAAGAACUGGACUGGACUCUUACCUACUGUCUCUGCUGGGUCUGGAGAGCCCUGAACCUAAACCUAACACAGACCAGAAUGGUCCACAUUCUGAUAUAGACAAAACCACCACACCACACCUCCCACUGGAGGUUGACUCACAGAAGGAGACAGUACUGGAGCUAGAGAUAGCGACGGAACAAGACACAGGGACACAAGACAAACCAGAGGAGGAUCAGAAAGAACUUGAACAGCCCUCAGAGAAGAAAAAGGAGGAACCCACACCUGCAUACACACUGUGCCAUCGUAGAACCAAAGGAUCCUACUCCGUGUCCCUGUGCAAACGAGACUCCAGCUGGACUAAAUAUAAACAUCAGGGCCUGGCUCACAGGUUAAUCCAGUUUCCCCCUCCGCCAUUGAAAGGAGGAAUCACUGUUACAAUGGAGGACCUGCAGUGCCUUGACAGUGGGCAGUUCCUCAAUGAUGUUAUCAUAGAUUUUUACCUCAAAUAUCUCCUCCAGAAAGCCUCUGGUGCUGUGGCCGAGCGCUGCCACAUCUUCAGCAGCUUCUUCUACAAGCAGCUGACACGGAGGGACAACGCAAGUGAAGGCAGCACAAGUGACUCCUGUCAGAGGCAGAGGCGGCACCAACGGGUGAAGACAUGGACACGCCAUGUGGACAUCUUCAAAAAGGACUUUCUGUUUGUGCCUGUCAAUCAGGAGUCUCAUUGGUAUUUAGUUGUUAUUUGCUUUCCUGGACUGGAUGAGCCAAAAUCAGAGGCCUGGAAUGGUCCAGACACAGAGACGGCAGAGAGCCAAGCUGGGACAGCUGACAUACAGGAUCAAGAGGCCACUCAAGGAUCUAAAAGCCCAGACAAUAACACAGAGACACCACCUAUACCAACUACAGUAAACCACAGUGACAACGUGGAAACAGAGACAGAAAACAUUCAAGAAGAAUCCACCAAAGUCCCUCCACCUGGUCCAGUGGACUGCACAGAGCGGACCUGCACAAAAAAAACUGUUUGCAAGAGGCCGUGUAUUCUGAUCAUGGAUUCCCUCAAACUUUCUCUUCACGAGCGAGUCUUCAAACUCUUACGGGACUACUUGCAGUCAGAAUGGGAGGUCCGUCGUGGUUCAUCAAGGGACUUUAGUCCUGAUCAGAUGCAAAGCUCACACUGCCAGGUUCCCCUUCAGGACAACAGCAGUGACUGUGGCCUCUACCUGCUGCAAUACGUCGAAAGUUUUUUAAAGGACCCUGUGGUGCACUUUGACCUUCCUUUACAUCUAGAACGAUGGUUUCCACGGCAGCAGGUGCGGAGGAAACGAGAUGAAAUCAGAGAUCUGGUACUAAACCUUUACCGACAUCAAAACCUGGAUAGUAACAGAUAAAAAACGCGAAGCAGCUCUGGUGUUCAGUGCAUCACAUUCCUGUAGUCGUUAUAAAUCACCGCUCAUACUGAGCAAUGGACAUUUCAGCGUGAACUGAAAAUAUUUCCUUUUAAAUUAGAUGAUGUUAUGGUUUUAUGCAUUAACUUGAACAAAACAUGUAAACCUUUGACUAUCUGUGGGUCCUGUGAGUGAACAUAAAGGCAUCAGUUAGUUUAAGUUGAACAGGUAGCAGUCCAUCCAACCAGAACAAGUUUUAAAUUAGAUUAUAUCUAGACAUGCCAAUGUUUGUACACCCCAUGCCUUUUUACUCAUUUUUAUACUGCAAGAUAUUUUAUAAAGGCAAUUAUUUGUAUUUAAUUUUAUGUAGUGUUAAGUGUUAAAAUGGCAAAACCUAGUUUGUAAAGUCAAUCAAAGAUAGUUUGAGUUGGGUUUACUUGCUUUGCUGACAUUUGUUAGACCUUUCAUGUCAAGUGUGACUUAAUAUUUCAGUCUCAUUUAUGGGUUUUCUGAUUAAAACUGUUUUGGUUCUGCAUUCUUUGCAUCAGUACACGUUUGGAUUAACUGAAUUCCUAAAACAAAGACACGGUGUGGCGCAUUGCUUGAAUUUCAUUAUAAAAUCGUAUGCCGUUGAAGCCUCAGGAACUGAAAUCCUAACAUGAAACAGCAAUUCCAUCUUUUGACCCUUGUCGGAAGAAAAAAAAAAAAACUCUUUCAGUCACUCAGUGCCUCUCUCAGGUAUCCUGUUUUUAUCCUGUUGGCUGCCAGAUAGGAGACAAAUGUAUGGAGUGUAUGCUACCAUUUAUCUGUGACUCACUCUGUACUACAAUGCAUCAUAGACCCUAAAUUCAUAUUGGGACACUGUGGUGUUGCCAGAUGUCAACUUUACCUCCACAAAUUGUCAGAAUUAGACCAAAUUGGGUAUUUGCACUGUCAAUGCAGGCUACUGCAUAUCGUCAUUUUGCAUAUAGCAUAGUCAAAAUUGUUGUUUUGAGACUGACUUGGCUGGGUUUUUGUUACAUUGGUAUUUAUUUGUCUAGAUUUGACACACUGAUAUUUUACGUUUAGUGGCAGGUAUCAUAAGGAAAAAAGGAACAUUUUGGUAUGAAAUGGGGGAGAAGUCGUUGCUGAUCAUGCAGUCCAAAUCAUAGAACCUGUAAGAAACCUGAAUCCUUUUCACAAGAAUAGAACUCGCAAGACAUUCAGGGGUGCACAUACAGUAGCAUGUGUAAUUGUAUGCUCUCAGAUAAAGACCUAAGAGACAUUGCAGUCCAUUACUACUGUUGCCUAAGUCCUUCUCACCAUAGAUCCAUCUCAGUAGUCUCGUAGUUUUUUCCCCCUCUUUUGUUCAGAUGUUUGUCUCUUUUAACACUUUAUAACAUACUUGAUGCCAUGUUUUUUUUAGACAUUGUAAUUGACAAAUGUAUAGGAGCUGAUUCCAAAAUAUUUUCUGGUUUCAAUGGUGUAUUAAAACCUGUAGACCGAA